AUGGGCUCCCUCGACAACGGGGCCGCGGCCGCGGCGGGGAGCUACAAGCGCGGUCCGGGCCCGGCGCUGCGGGCUGGCGGCGUCGGCGGCGGCAGCGCGCGGAAGGUGCGGGCGAGAUCCAGGCUCGCGCGCUUCCUGCUGUUCGAGAAGGUGGACUAUCUCCAGUGGAUGGUCGCCGCCGCCGCCUUCUUCUUCGUCGCAAUCGUCUUCGUCGCGUUCCUCCCGGGGUCGGGCGUCGUCGUCGUCGAGCGGCCCAGGCUGACGCUCCCCUCGCGCCGCGCGGGACCGGGGCGCGUCGGAGGCGGAGGCGGGGGCGGGACUGCCGAGGACCGCGGCGACGGCCUCCUCGUCCGGUGGGAGGCGGGCGUGGCGUUCGAGUUCCAGCCGACCAGGUUGAGGGAGAAAUGGGCGAGGGAGCUGAGGGAGGAGGCCAAGAGCUUGGCGGAGCUCGGCACGCCCGUAACGAGGCUCGGGGUACGGAAGCCGCGGCUUGCCAUGGUGUUUGGUGACCUGUAUCCCAGCGCAAUGCAGCUUCAGAUGGUUAGUGUCGCCUCGGUGCUGGAAGCCAUGGGCUACGAAAUGAAGGUUUUCUCACUUGAGGAUGGCCCAUGUGGUAAUAUCUGGAGAGCCAUUGGAGUACCAGUGAGCAUACUACCUGAGGACGCAAACUUACCUAUUUUGGUAGAUUGGUUAGACUAUGAUGGCAUACUUGUCAAUUCUAUUGAGGCAAGACCAGUAUUCUCAAGUCUUCUGCACGAGCCUUUCAAAUCCAUACCUAUCAUUUGGACUGUGCAUGAAUAUUCUCUUGCACAUCGUGCUAAAGAAUAUAAUGCGAGUGGAAUGAUUCAGCUCAUAAAUGCUUGGAAAGAUGUAUUCAGCAGGGCAAAUGUUAUAGUUUUCCCAAACUAUAUAUUACCGGUGAUGUAUGCUGCAUUUGAUUCUGGUAACUAUUUUGUAAUUCCAGGCCCCCCCUCAGAAGCAUUUCAGGUUGACAGCUUUAUUGCUAAAAGUUACCAUGAAGAUGUGAGGAUCAGCUUGGGCUUGAGUCCCAAAGAUUUUUUAAUUGCUAUUGUUGGUAGUCCAUUUUCAUAUGGUGAUAAUUUGAUGGAAGAGGCACUUGUCUUGCAAGCAGUAAGUCCUCUGUUACAGAGAUAUCGCUCUGAGAAUAGCACACAAUCUGAACUGAAAGUAAAGGUCUUCACUGGGAACAUAACUGAGAAGCAUAGGAUGGCCCUUGAGUCUGUUGCUCUAAGUGUUGGCUUCCCAAGAGGUGCAGUGGAGCAUGUUGCUGCUGAAGAUAAGGACAACCUCCUUGGUACAGCUGACCUUGUUAUAUAUUAUUCUUGUCUCGAGGAGCAAUUAUUCCCCAGUGUGCUAGUCCAAGCUAUGAGUCUUGAGAAGCUGGUUAUAGCUCCAGACCUUGCAAUUAUUAGAAAACAUAUCGAUGAUGGAGUAAAUGGACUUCUGUUUCCAAGAAAGAAUAUUGGCAUGUUAGCUCAAGUUCUUCUUGGAGCAGUGUCGAAUGGUAAAGUGUCUGUUUCAGGGCAAAAAAUUGCUUCAGCUGGGAAGGCCCAUGCCAAGAAUCUUAUGGCUUCUGAGACCAUUGAAGGUUAUGCUGUGCUAUUAGAAAAUGUUGUCAAGUUCCCCACUGAUGCACUGAGCCCUUUAACUGCUGGUGAGAUACCUUUAGCUCUGAAACAGGAGUGGAAAUGGCACCUAUUCGAGGAUGUGAAUCAUUUACACUGUAUGAAUUCAAGUUUUUCUGGCUACAAGAUACUCCAGAAACUAGAGCAGGAGUGGCAUAGCAACCAAAUGGAAAACUCUUCUUUGAGUACAACAAAGAUCAGUGACGCAUUCUCUGCAAUUGCUUGGGAGGAACAGAGAGCAAAUGAGGUUAUGGACAUCAAAAGAAAAAUGGAGGAAGAGUUGAAGGACAGGAAUGACCAACCGCAUGGAACAUGGGAGGAGGUGUACAGAAAUGUGAAAAGGGUAGAGAGGUUAAAAAAUGAAUUGCAUGAAAGAGAUGACAAGGAGAUUGAGCGGACAGGUCAGCCACUUUGUAUAUAUGAGCCUUUCUUUGGGGAGGGGACCUGGCCCUUUCUGCACCAGAGCUCUCUUUAUCGUGGAGUUGGCCUGUCUUCAAAAGGUCGAAGACCAGGAGCCGAUGAUAUUGAUGCUUCUUCUCGUCUUCCUCUUCUCAAUAAUGUCUAUUACAGAGAUAUUCUUGGUGAAUUUGGAGCUUUCUUUGCUCUUGCCAACAGAAUUGACAGAAUACAUAAAAAUUCUUGGAUAGGGUUUCAAUCCUGGAGAUCUACAGCAAGAAAGGCAAACUUGUCAAACAAUGCUGAAUCUGCAAUCUUAGAUGCCGUUCAAUCUCAAAAGCAUGGAGAUUCCUUUUAUUUUUGGGUUCGGAUGGAUCAAGAUCCAAGAAACCACACUAAUAAAGAUUUUUGGUCCUUCUGUGAUGCGAUCAAUGCUGGGAACUGCAGGUUAGCUGUUUUGGAGGCCUUCCAAAGGAUGUAUGGUGUACAUCUUGAUCAUGACCUGGAUUCUCUGUUACAUAUGCCUAAUGAUGGAGACACAUGGUCUGUGAUGCAAAGUUGGGUUUUGCCUACACAGUCAUUCCUAGAAUUUGUUAUGUUUUCAAGAAUGUUUGUUGAUGCAUUGGAUGCACAAAUGUAUGACAAACACCAUCAAACUGGGCAUUGCAUCUUAAGUCUCCACAAGGACGAGCACUGCUAUUCUCGUGUUCUGGAGUUGAUUGUGAAUGUUUGGGCAUUCCACAGUGCACGGCGGAUGGUCUAUGUUAAUCCUGAGACUGGUGCAAUGCAGGAGCAGCACCAUCUCAGUGGCAGGAGAGGUCAAAUGUCAGUGCAGUUUUUCUCCUACACCACUCUGAAAAGCAUGGACGAGGAGCUUGCAGAAGAAUUUGACUUGGAUCACCCGGACAGGAGGUGGCUCUGGCCACAAACUGGAGAGGUCUUCUGGCAGGGUCUCUAUGAGAGGGAGCGGAGCAUGCGGCAGCAGGAGAAGGAGCGGCGAAAGCAGCAGAGCAGAGAGAAGAUCCAGAGAAUCAAGAAUAGAGCUCGGCAAAAGACGUUGGGGAAGUAUAUAAAGCCACCGCCUGAUGAUACAGGUGUCUUGAAUGAUACAACAACAGUAGAUUUGUAG
Miscanthus lutarioriparius is the source of this 3171-nucleotide messenger RNA. Lineage: Eukaryota; Viridiplantae; Streptophyta; Magnoliopsida; Poales; Poaceae. The record is from the annotation of a GenBank genome assembly.